Molecule: messenger RNA, 1215 nt
Organism: Didymodactylos carnosus
Lineage: Eukaryota; Metazoa; Rotifera; Eurotatoria; Philodinida; Philodinidae
Source: the annotation of a GenBank genome assembly
AUGAAUACCACUGGUAGUUCUUCACAAAGCGAACUACGUCCACCGUUUACAACCGGUGAGUUUGUUUUGAACAAUUUUACCGCAUUUUUACAUGAGCAAACGCAUGCGCCAAUCUACAGUGCACCCCUAAGAGCGAAUAAUGAAAUAUGGAGAUUAAGAAUCAGUACAAAUGCAAGUAGAACACAUCUAUCAGCAUAUACUUGGUUAAUUACAUCGGGUGUAAAUUCGAAAUAUGAUUUUUCAAUUGAAAUGGUCAAUCAACGAAAUUCACUAAAAAAAAAUCAUCUUCUUAAAACGUUUGGACACGUCUUCACGACUAGUCGUUAUGCUGGUUGGCCAGAUUUCUAUCCAUUGAAUCGAUUAAUAGUCGAUGGUUUUCUGGUUAAUGAUCAGAUCAAAUUUCGCUAUCAAGUUCGUCCAUCAUCCUAUUUUGAAUUAUAUAAAACAUCAACACGUCAACUACGAGAAUUACAAAAUGAAAAUGAACAAUUACGAGAAGAUGUUGAUGAAAAAGUAAUGGCAAAUCAAGUAUUACAAGAAGAAAUUGCAGAAAAAGAAAGAACAAAUGAAGAAUUACAAGAUCAAUUGGAACGAAAAGAUAAUGAAUAUGAAAUGUUACUUGAAGAAAAACGAGAAGAAAAUAAAAGUUUACACAUGAAAAAUGAACAGUUACAAAAACAAUUCAAUGAUUAUAAAGCAAACUUAAACUUGAUUAAAGACAAAAAAAAACGUACAAUGUCGAGAAAACUAUGGAAUGAUGAGAAUGAUGAAAAUGAAUUUUCAACAUUACCAUCUCGCAGUAAAAAAGAUCGAAUUAUUUUAAAUAACAGUGGUGAUGAGAAAGACGGUACUAGCCGUGGUAUAUCAGGGGCUGCUCAACAACCUUAUCCCCAAGCCGGCACUUACGUUCAGAAUCCAACUGUGAUUCAACAAACUCCGAUGGCAUUUGUACCAAUGAUGGGUGAUUAUCCGACACAAUGUACGUGUCCCAAUUGUGGAGCACUAGUUGUGACGAGAGUAGAAAAACAAAAUGGCGCACUCGUCUGGAUUGUUGUUAUUGUAUUACUUCUUUUUGGCUGUUGGCUUGGAUGCUGUCUUAUUCCUUUGUGUAUCGACGACUUGAAGGUAGGAAUGAGAAAAAUACAUUAACUCUAUACAAGUCAUAGCUCUAUCUUUGUUUAUUCUCUACAUAUUUAGGAUAGUGACCAUUAUUGU